CAUCCGCUUAACAUCGAUUGUCGUUUUUCUUUGCGCUCCUUGCUUCCUACCGGUCUGUGCUGUAGUUACGUGCAUGUGCACAGCUGGCAUAUGUUAUUCACGUCCUUAUGCAACAACAUAAGGAGAAUCAAGACGAUUUUCAAUGGUGAAAUUCAUAGCUAGACAUUUACAUGCACUCCUCCAUUCAACGACAGCUUACGGUUGUAUUGUGAACCGUUUUGAUUUCGGAUACCGCUAGCCAGGUUAAAUCUAGUUCCUUUUUGUACUUAUGAAGAUGAAGAAAAAUGUGCAGUUUCACUGAAAACUAAUCGGGUCGCAAGCUCGUAAUAGCGAUACAUGUAACGCUUUUCAUCAACUUACAAAGUUUCUGGUCAAACUCGUAGACUUAGCCUACAUUAUUACGUAGCGAGAAGAUACAUGCCACAGUAAAUCACACGUGUUUAGUGGUGGGUGCCAGCAUCUCGGUCCGUUUCCCCAUCUCAUUCUCUUUCCCAUGUGUGGAUAGCUAGCUGGUUGUCGAGACUAGCGGAGUGCCAACGCCUAUUCCUGCCUUUGCCUGGAUGAAACUUAUCGCAAAAGCAGCCGAACGUUAUCUAGUUCAGCCUAACAACUUAAGAGCGGUAGCUGCCUUUCGACACGCAUCUUUAAGAAGCCACAAGUAAGUGAUUCAAAAUGGGAUGCACUAUCAGCCAAGAAGAUAAAGCGGCUAUGGAAAGGAGUAAAAUGAUUGAUCGGAACCUCAGAGAAGAUGGAGACAAGGCGUCCAGGGAAGUGAAAUUACUGCUACUUGGUGCUGGGGAAUCUGGGAAAAGCACCAUCGUGAAGCAGAUGAAGAUCAUUCAUGAGGACGGAUACUCGGAGGAGGAGUGUAAACAGUACCGAGUGGUGGUCUACAGCAACACCAUCCAGUCCAUCAUCGCCAUCAUCAGAGCCAUGGGUCGUCUGAAGGUCGACUUCAAGGAACCAUCCCGAGCGGACGAUGCUCGCCAGCUGUUUGUGUUGGCCGGUACGACGGAGGAGGGUGUGAUUUCACCGGAACUGACCGGGGUGAUCCGGAGGCUGUGGACAGACGACGGGGUCCAGAGCUGCUUUCUGCGCUCUCGGGAAUACCAGCUUAACGACUCCGCAUCCUAUUAUCUGAAUGACCUGGACCGUAUCGCCCAGCCCAGUUAUGUCCCCACCCAGCAGGACGUGCUGAGGACCAGGGUCAAGACCACUGGCAUUGUAGAGACACACUUCACCUUCAAAGAGCUCUACUUCAAGAUGUUUGACGUGGGUGGCCAGCGCUCUGAGAGGAAGAAGUGGAUCCACUGCUUUGAGGGAGUCACGUCCAUCAUCUUCUGUGUGGCGCUGAGUGACUAUGACCUUGUGUUAGCAGAGGACGAAGAGAUGAACCGGAUGCACGAGAGCAUGAAGCUGUUCGACUCAAUCUGCAACAACAAGUGGUUCACGGACACCUCCAUCAUCCUGUUCCUCAACAAGAAGGAUCUGUUUGAGGAGAAGAUCAGCAGGAGUCCACUCACCAUCUGCUACCCUGAGUACCCAGGUGCCAGUACAUACGAGGAGGCAGCGGCCUACAUCCAGUGUCAGUUUGAAGACCUGAACAGGAGGAAGGACACCAAGGAGAUCUACACCCACUUCACCUGCGCCACCGACACCAAGAACGUCCAGUUCGUGUUUGACGCCGUCACAGACGUCAUCAUCAAGAUCAACCUGAAGGAGUGUGGACUCUACUGAGGGGGUCAGGCAGCUUCAGGCGUCGGGUGGGUCGCGUCUCACGUAGGAUGAUGUGUGAUCACGCUGGAUGUUGGCGUUAGCUGAUCGUGUGAGUAGAAGAUGAGGAUUUUUGGAACGUACAACCGGAGGCCUGAGACCACACUGCACGACCAGUACUGAAUUUGGAAUUCUUUUCCGUUUCUCUGACAUUUUAUUUUUCACUGAGAGGUUUUUUUUUUUGUUCUUCUCCAUGUUUCACACUCUGAUACAUCGGGCACAAGGAUAGAAAUUAACUGUGGGAAGAAAAAAAAAAAAAAAAAAAAGACUUGUGAAACAAACGCUCACUGUGAGUUCUAUGGGAACUGCCAAGUCAGAAAACCGACCACUUCUGUUUUUUGUCCCAUAUAAUGUAUAUUGAUUGAUGUUUAUAUGUAUGCUUCUUAUGGCAUUUGGUCAGUGAUUAACAAACUACAAGUCACGGAUUGAUCGAGCCAGAGAACUUACUUCAAGUUACAGACAGACAGAGCAGUAGAGGGAAUUCUUUGAGUGUGUCCUGUCCAAUAGUGCCAAGAAGACUGGGAAACCAGUUCCUCCACAGAGAAGGUGCACCUCUAAAGACUAGGGAAUAGGCUGCCAUUUUUGACACGUUUCCGCGUGUCCAUUCCAGCACUCAUGUUUAUAGUUUGACACAAUAUUCCUAUCUAUGCACACACAGAAACGGGCCGCCAAGCUGACUGUCGAGCUCAAUAGUUCUCAUCUCAAUAUUCUGUUGUUUUUCUGAAUGACCACUCACCUAUGCUUUGUUGCGUUCUUUCAGGGGCUUUUCAAACAUUUCCCAUUGUGCCCUUGAAUAUUCCUAUACAACAUUUUAGUUUUUUUGAGUAGUGUUAAUUCUGUACAUUUUACAUUUGGUUCAGGAGUUAAUGUGGUUUUGAUGUCCACUGAAAAUAUCUAUACAAACGACUCUAAAGGAAUCUGCGACCUCUCAUUAGUGUAGGUGUACAGGAGAGAGGUUUUACACAGGCUACAUUAUAAUUUCUUCUUUCUUUUUUAUUUUAAAUAGACCACUUUGUAUUUAACAAUAUUUUUAUAUUUAGGAGUUGUUCACUCUGACACACUAUGUAACAUUAUUGAUAAUUGAAUAUUGAUUGAAUAUUAAUCAUUGUCAGGUGAGAUUAAUAAUUUGAUCACAACACUUUAUAAAAUAAUCCCUGUUGAUCACUACAUGCAUGAAACAGAUUCACUGCUCGAUGUUUUAUGACCAUGAAAUUAACGUACUUGUUGUUAUUAAGUGCUGUUUUAAUCCUGUGGAUUUCAGUGAAAAAGGAACUCGGCAGAGAUUAAGGGUGUGACAAAACUGUUGUAGGUUAAUACCACCAACCUCUCCAUGCCUGCAGCCUUGACCACCUUAUUCGAAGGGCAAGUCUACCUUGAGGGUCGAAAACGAAUGCGAAGUAUAGGCCAGAAAUGUGCUACUACACCAGUCAUUCAGCAUGGCAAAUGUUAGGGCAGUGGGUUAUGGGAAGUGUUAAGGAAGUAGAACUCCACUAACAUCGUUUUGUACAUAUAACUGUGGCCAAAUAGCCACUUUCCAGUACAGAGACGGUCAUUACUUACAGAGCUCCUAAACCCAUUCCAGGAACCAUCAGAAUUUGUCCAAUAAGAAACAACGAGACAUUUUCCUUUUCUGUUUCAAAACACGUUGCUACAUGUUGAGACGCUGGGCACGAAGGAAUACGAACCUGAGAAUGGAUGAGACAUGGCGGUUGUAUUAUCUUUCCUGGUCUAGUUUAACUUUGUACAGAUCUGUUGUUAAUCAUAACACUAUUAAAUGAUGGCACUUAA
This is a messenger RNA of Esox lucius (northern pike), 3561 nucleotides long. It is a transcript of the gene gnai3, whose product is annotated as guanine nucleotide binding protein (G protein), alpha inhibiting activity polypeptide 3. NCBI's taxonomy places the organism in Eukaryota, Metazoa, Chordata, Actinopteri, Esociformes, Esocidae. Gene Ontology annotation, biological process: adenylate cyclase-modulating G protein-coupled receptor signaling pathway. The transcript has 9 exons. The record is from RefSeq and is a predicted model, not a curated record. Gene Ontology annotation, molecular function: G protein-coupled receptor binding; GTP binding; GTPase activity. The coding region runs from base 673 to 1737 and encodes 354 amino acids. Gene Ontology annotation, cellular component: heterotrimeric G-protein complex.